AAGCUCAAAGAAGAAGAAAGAAGAAGAAGAAGAAAACUGUAGCGAGUCAGAAGUUGAAAUUGUGAGCAUUGAUAACGAGAAUUUUAGCAUCUGUAUAGCAUUUAUAUAGUUAUUUAUUUCGUGUAGCCUAGGUAGUUAAUUAGCCUAGUUGUUAGUGUAGUACUGUACUGAUAGAAGCAUAGUUAGUAGUAUAGUAUUGAAUCAGUUAGGAUAGCUUCAAGUUAGCGUAGAUUUAUUUGUAUUUAGUGGUCAGGAUGGUACGUAGGUGUAUUGUUGCUGGUUGCAAUAGCACUGCUGGACUGCAUAGCUUUCCAUCAGAAUUGGGAAUUAGGCGCCAGUGGUUGCAUGCACUUGGCCUGGAUGACCGUGAGUUCCCGCCUGGAGCUAAGGUGUGCAACUUGCAUUUUACGCGGGAUCGCUUCUCCAACACAAUGGAGGUGGAAAUGGGCUUCUCCACACAGCUCGUGCUGAAACCCGACGCAGUGCCAAACGUUGUUCAUCCAUCGCAGCGGCGUAUUGAGCCUGCUAAGACCAGAGAAAUUGGGUGCCAGACUGAACCCGUCAUCUCCAAAUAUGCAGGCGUGCAGGCUAACAUAAAGCCCAUAAGGAGAAGCAAAGCCAUCCAGGCCAGAAUGCCUAACAGGAGUGUGUCGUGUGACACAGGCACACUGAUGGAGCCUUUCACAGAGUGUCCCGGGGCAACCUAUACACCAAUAAAGAGGAAAAGAUGUGAGGUGUCCACUGAUGACUCCAGCUACCAUCAGGAUAAAAGUGAGAGUGCCAUGAACAGUACAAGAGUCUCCAAUGAAGUACCACCCCAGGAGGUGACUAAGUACAUUGUAUAUGAAGAUAAACUGCUGGAGCUUUUUAGAAGAUGCCCUGUCUGCUCCCAGAGUUUGGAUGUUUCACAAACAACCAUUGGGACACUUCUCCGUGUCAAACAGCACUGUGCUUACUGUGAGUACUCCAGUGAUUGGUCAAGCCAGCCAAUGGUAAACAACAUACCAGCGGGAAACUUACAGCUCUCUGCAGCUGUUCUGUUCACUGGCUCAUCGUUUUCCCAGAUAUCGAAGUUCUUGGAUGCCUUCAAAAUCCAGGGGAUCUCUGAGCCGUGCUUCCACGAGCAUCAGGCCAAGCUCCUUAUCCCAACCAUGAACUUGCAGUGUAAAAUUGAGCAGGAUGAAGCUAUUAUAGAUGACAUUGCUGAUGGGGCUGAGACUCUUGGUGGGGACAUGAGAGCUGAGACUCUUGAUGGGGACAUAAAAGCUGAGACUCUUGGUGGGAAGAUAAAAGCUGAGACUUUUGAUGGGGACGUGAGAGCUGAGACUCUUGGUGGGGACAUGAGAGCUGAGACUCUUGAUGGGGACAUGAAAGCUGAGACUCUUGAUGGGGACAUAAAAGCUGAGACUCUUGAUGGGGACAUAAAAGCUGAGACUCUUGAUGGGGACAUGAGAGCUGAGACUCUUGAUGGGGACAUAAAAGCUGAGACUCUUUGUGGGGACUUCAAAUUUGAGACACUUGGUGGGGACAUCAAAGCUGAGACUCUUGGUGGGGACAUGAGAGCUGAGACUCUUGAUGGGGACAUGAGAGCUGAGACUCUUGAUGGGGACAUGAGAGCUGAGACUCUUGAUGGGGACAUGAGAGCUGAGACUCUUGAUGGGGACAUGAGAGCUGAGACUCUUGAUGGGGACAUGAGAGCUGAUUCAUCUGGAAUUUGACUUGAAAUUUAUGAAAUGGAACUUAAAUGAUUGAAAGACAAUAUAUGUGAAAUUACUGUUGAUUUUUAUGAAUAAAGCAAUCUAUUCACACAAAAAGAUAUCUUUACCAGAUAGGCUGAAGCUUUAGAACCAUUUACCAUGGCUAUAAGUGUGAUAUUGUUCAUAAAUAUCCAAGUAUAUCAUACAGCUUUUAUUAUUCAGGUCAAUCAUAAUCAUGAGGUGGAAAAUCUGUUUGAACGUGAUAUCUUUGUCAUAGUAACCUUUCAACGGUUAAAAUUUCCAGUCAUUGCAUCUGGUGCACACACAUUCUCUACCAGGGACAGUGAGCUGCAGUGUCCAGAGGUGCACCUGUUAAAGGGGCCAUGGCAUAAGACUUUUUUUAGAUGUCAAAUAAAUCUUUGGUGUCCCCAGAGCACAUAUGUGAAAUUUUAGCUCAAAAUACCAUAUAAAUAAUUUAUUAUAGCAUGUUAAAAUUGCCACUUGGUAGGUGUGUGUAAAAAUGUGCCGUUUUGGGUGUGUCCUUUAAAAUGCUAAUGAGCUGAUGAAAUUCAAACACUGAUCACAAUGAUGGUGGUUUGUUGCAAUUAAAACUCAAUUGUGCUUUUUUCUG
Molecule: messenger RNA, 2328 nt
Organism: Misgurnus anguillicaudatus (oriental weatherfish)
Lineage: Eukaryota; Metazoa; Chordata; Actinopteri; Cypriniformes; Cobitidae
Source: RefSeq, a predicted model, not a curated record